AUGGCGGGCCCUGGCCUUCUUAAGUUUCUGGACUUGCCGCCUGAAGAAGUGCCGGGAAGCGCACCCCGCGCCGCACCAAAGGCGCAGGCGACGCCGCAAAUGAGCGCGGCCGGGUUUCUGCCGAUGCUAAGCACGGCAGGACUUGCAACGGAUUCGGACUCCGAUGAUGGCCUGGUGAUUCAGAGGGAGGGACAGUAUCAGGAAGUCCUGGCCAUGGCUUGCGAGCCUCCUCCUGAAGCUUUUCCUGGACUGCCUACACACAUCAUCCUUCGCGUCCUGCGAAUUGGUGGGCUAGCGGGGAAGAUUGAGAGCAAGGGAAUACCGGGGCGAGAAGAUCUUGGCUUCUUCUUAGAGGAGAAGAAUCCUUUGGAGCGAAGCACGGCUGCUGCAGCUGUUCUGGGUGACCGACCACCCGGGAGGCAUCGCUGCACCGAGCCUCGGGCCACACCAACAGCCUCCGGAGAGAAGUGGGAGGCUGCUUGGGAUCGAGGCUCCCCAGGCGAAGUGAAGGUGCGACUGAAGGAGGGCCAGGACUCGAUUGCGGUCGGCAUUCUUCUGGGGCAAGAAGUCGUUGCGACGACGGCUGAGCUUGACCUCACAGGGACGUUUCGGCGAUUCUUCCAACACCAUGAGCUCUACAGGCCUGGCUUUAGCGGCGUUGCCGUUGGAAAGAUCGAAGAUGCCACAGCCCAAAUUGCGUUGGAGCUGUUUCCUCCAGGCUCGCAACUCCCUCCACGACCCCUCACUGGAGAAGAGGAGAUGGACAAGAACGCCAGGGAAGCUCAGGUCGAACCGCUGGUGGACUGCAGAUUUUGCGAUGGCUUCGGUCGCAGGAGUUGUGAUGGCUGCGGUGGCCACGGGAUUCUGGUGUGUGGAACGUGCGACGGGAUGCCAGCGCUACCCUGCCCAGUCUGCCGUGGACGUGGCCUGCUCCAUGACAAUUUGGAGGGCAUUGGAGGGCCGCUACAUCGAAAUAGCCCAGAUGGCGGUCUGAUGAGCUCAGUUCGAGGGCGGCGAUGUCAAAAUUGCUGGGGCGCUCCGUUGACGUGCAAAGAUUGCUUUGGCGCGGCUGCGCUCCGAUGUAACGUGUGCAACGGAGCGGGGUGGUCAGUUCAGGCAGUGGAUCAGAAGGAGGCCGUUGCUUUGCGCGAUGGUCAGAAUGCACAGCUGGGAGAGGUCCUGGAUCAGGAAUACACAGCCGGCUUCUACACAGAUAUCGAGUCCGAGUCUUUGCCACCAGGCUUGAGCGAGGACAUCGUCCGCAGAAUUUCAGCGAUCAAAGAGGAGCCCGAGUGGAUGUUGGAGUUCCGCCUGAAUGCCUUUAGGAAGUGGCAGAAGAUGGAGAUGCCAGAGUGGGCGCACUUGGAAAUGGACCAGAUCAACUUCGAGGAUAUUGUGUACUACUCUAGGCCCAAGACGCAUAAGAAAAAGCAAAGUUUGGAUGAGGUUGAUCCUGAGCUUUUGAAUACCUUCGAAAAGCUGGGAAUCCCGCUGACAGAGCAAAAGCGCUUGGCCAACGUUGCCGUGGAUGCGGUCUUUGACAGUGAGAGCAUCGGUACAACCUUUCAGAAGGAGCUGUCAGAGGCAGGAGUGAUUUUCUGCUCCAUCUCCGAGGCAAUCAAGGAGCAUCCGGAGCUAGUCAAGCAGCAUUUGGGAUCUGUCGUCCCAACUUCGGACAACUUCUUCGCAGCACUGAACAGUGCUGUCUUCAGCGACGGCUCCUUCUGCUACAUCCCAAAGGACACCACGUGCCCAAUGGAGAUCUCCACCUACUUCCGCAUCAACAACAGGGAUUCUGGACAGUUUGAGCGAACCCUGCUGAUUGCGGAAGAGAACAGUUACGUCUCCUACCUGGAGGGAUGCACUGCUCCCAUGUUUGACUCGAAACAGCUGCAUGCCGCAGUGGUCGAACUGCGUGCAGCCGAGAAUGCUGAGAUCAAGUACUCCACCGUACAGAACUGGUAUGCAGGGGACAAGAACGGGAAAGGCGGCAUCUUGAAUUUGGUGACCAAGCGUGGAUUAUGUGAAGGCAAGAAGUCCAAGAUUUCGUGGACGCAGGUGGAGACUGGCUCGGCCGUGACUUGGAAAUAUCCCUCUUGCGUGUUGAAGGCCUGCACGCAGACAGACGGCACGCCUGAUGCAGCGGGUGGCGAUCUUGCGACUGUGGCCCAGGGAGAUGGCUCCAUCGGCGAGUUCUACUCCGUGGCUCUCACCAAUAAUUACCAGCAGGUCUUUGAAGCCGAAUUGGAAGAGGAGGAGGAGCAGAUACGCGGCAGAAUCAUGAAGCAGCUUGCUCCAAGCACUGCAGGAGUCUCCACGCCUCGUUGA
Molecule: messenger RNA, 2328 nt
Organism: Effrenium voratum
Lineage: Eukaryota; Dinophyceae; Suessiales; Symbiodiniaceae
Source: the annotation of a GenBank genome assembly